UUGAGGCGCUCCAGGGAUUUAGCGAGCAUGCCCAGUGCGCCCCUCUCAGCAGCAGAGGAAACCACUGGUGCAGCAUAGAAGUCAUACCAAGCAUAGCCUGCGUGUCAGUGCAGUCGACUUACAGCUGGCUGUGAGGAGAACUGACGCUACUCUCUUUUAGUUCUUUAUCACCGCGAUACAUUCACUCGUGUUUUUCAAAAAAGUAUUCUAAAGUCAUUAAAAACACAGGGGAAUCUAGUUAUUAGUCCUCUUCGUGGGUUUUUUUUAUUUUAUAGAGGGGGUUUCUUCCAAACUAAAGUUGGAGGCUGGGCCUUUAGCUUUCUGACCGUCGCUUGAGAAGAGAAGAAAAAAGCUGGUCUUUUUUUUUGUGCUAACAACUCGAUAAAUGCUUCUAACGAAAAUGGACCUGUUGAACUACCAAUACCUGGACAAAAUGAACAACAACAUCGGCAUUCUCUGCUACGAAGGUGAAGCAGCUUUGAGAGUCGACCCCAGACUCCAAUCCCUGUCCCUGUCCUCGUCUUCCUCCUCCUCCUCCUCAUCGUCCUCGUCGUCAUCUUCCUCCUCCAUUUGCAGCCACAGGACGGGUCCUCCUCCCAUCAGCCCCACCAAAAGGAAACUGAGUGGGGACCAGGGGGACAGCGACAUGGACGACAAUGAACACGUGGCGAAGAUGAGCCGGCUGUUUGCUUCACAGCUGAAACCUAACGGAGACUACCGCAGCUCUCCCCUCUCCAAGGACCGCAGCCGAAGCCCCAUCGAGCGUGUGGUGGUGCCCAGUGCUCUGGGAGUCCAUGGCAACCACCUGUACAGCCACGCCCACCACCACCAUCACCACCAUCACCACCUGGCCAGCUUAGCCAGCAUGGACCAGCCACUGGCACUCACCAAAAACAGCAUGGUGGUUGAGUCGGCACGCAGCAGCACGGCAGCGAUGGCCACAGUGCCGCACACAGUCAGUGCUGUGGAGCGCCAGCAGAAUCGUCCUUCAGUGAUUACCUGCGCCCCAGCCAACAACCGCAACUGCAACCUGUCUCACUGUCCGGUUUCCCACAACGGCUGCUCAAGUCUCGCCAACAACUACAGGAGAAUCAACACCAACACAGCCUGUGACCCGGUGAUCGAGGAGCAUUUCCGCCGCAGUCUGGGGAAGAACUACAAGGAGCCCGAGCCUACUGCCACCAACUCAGUGUCCAUCACAGGCUCUGUGGACGACCACUUCGCCAAGGCCCUGGGCGAGACCUGGCUGCAGAUUAAAAACAAGGGGAGCCCCUCGUCGUCCGGCAGCAGCCCAAACUCCUCCCCCGACAGUCGCAUGGUCAAUCACAACCACUCCCCUUCUCUGGUGUCAUGAAUGAGGACGAGUUUCAGAGGGGUUGGCCCCCUCCAUCCCCAGCCCUCCAAAUCAACCCCGCUUUAACGCCCAUGCCCCCUGUCAGAUGUUCUGUCACCAGCAUCCCUGAGGGAAUGCCUGCCUGCUGGUCUGCUAAUAACACCCCAAACCCCUGAAUCCUGCACUCUGUUUCUAUGCACUCAUAGAGGAUCAAUCAAGCAAUAACGACGUGGUUGUUUUUUUCCCCCUUCUGUGCCGUGGUUUGUUAAUGCCGGACAGUAAUCAGUAAUGAGCGAUGAGGGUUCGACUAUGGGACUUGACUGGAGCAUCGAGCUGCUCCAUCCAAUCAUUCAUCAGCCCUGCGUGUCAAGCUUGGAGCGGAGCAAGUGUCUGUAGUUAUAUGUACAUACAGAGAGGAGAGGAAGGAGUUGUUUUAAUUAUUAAUUUUCUUCUUUUGUUUUUUGUUUCCUUUGUUUCUUUUAACAGUAGUUUUGUGUACUGCUUUUGCCUUAUGAGAUGCCCGACAAUUGAAAGAAAAGAUAAGCGAGAAACUCUUUGGAUAAAUGAUCACAUACCACCUGACUGUGCUACCAAAGAAACCUCAGACACUGACGUUUACCAACGCCCACGAGAAAGAAACAAUACAACAACCAGCCAUCAUGUCAUCUCCACCUUCUGUUUCAUCAUCUUUCUCUCUCUCAACUUCCCCGCCUGUGAAGCCUGUGUGUUCUGGUGGCUUUGUUACUGCAUGUGCACACUUGGAUGAUUGACUUGGUCUGAUUUGCACUACUGCUGUAGAGAGUCAAACGGUGUCAGGAUAGAAAUCUGGCGCUGCACACUGGGACUGAAAAUGCUCAUUUUGACCUAAUCUGAUAUAAUCCAGCUUUUACUGGAGCCUCUAUUUGAUCUUAGAUCUACCUUGGCUUAACCACAUUCUUCAUUACAAUGCAUGAGUCAUCUCUGCAUUCUGAAACAGAUUUGGAUUGUAAACAAAUCAUACCACCACCGUACUUACACGCUCUAUGAGUAGGUUGUGAUCAGCUACCAAACACUGAGUUGUCUGCAAAGUGAUGCUAAGUGGUAUCAGCCAAGAUUCGUGCCAAGCUGAUGUAUUUCAUUCUAUAAGCACAGUCAUCUCAUUAAGUCAGCUCAAUGUGUGGAUGGACCUCACAGCUAUCAUGUAAUGAGAUCAGUAUUGAUGUACAAACCUGAAGGUGGUUCCAUCUGAACAAUGAGCUUUGAUGUGUUUCACAGACUUACCUGCUGACAGUGAUGAGGGGGAUAGAUGAUGCUGCACGUCACUUUGUGGUUGGAAAAAAAAACAAAACACGUCUGGUUUCUCGACCGGGGGAGAGAAGAUUAUUCGGAUCUCUUCAAACACACCUUUGAUUUUUGUAAGCCUUUGAACACAGGUGUUGUAAUUAUGUUUGGCUUCCACUCUGCUGUCCCUCCCUCUCCUUCACUCUGUGGUUUGGUCAAUUUUCUUCAAGGUUUGAAGGGUAAACUAAUGCUUUUACACAUGCAUGUUUUGUUUUUAUUUUCUGUUUUGUUUUUUAAUAGCUGGUAUCUAUUAAUAUUUUUAAGCAUUUCAAUCUUAACUACUAUUAGCCUUUUCAUUCGGACGUUAGUUGUUACUUCUGUCAUCGUCAGUAACAGACAUAGACACUAUACACUCACUGCUGGGUCAGUUGUACUCCAUGUUAUUAUUGUUAUUGUUAUAUUACAGUUUUGUAUUGUUGUUUUCCAUUAAUAUCAGUAUGGUAACAAACAUCUGUAGCGGGACAGCCUCCGGACAGGCUCUGUGUAACGAUGAGAGCUGCGUCUCCCAGCACCUCCUCAUCACGUGUUGAGGUCGCUUUGGAUGUGCAGCCUGUAAAGGUUUUUAAAGAUGUUGAUCCAUCGGUGGUACAGGAUGCUACAACCUUCAGCGUGACUGAGCUGAGACACCAAACAGGCACAGAUCAGUCAACAGGGCCUUGUUUGAGGGCCUUGAACGCAUCACAUUAGAAAAAUAAUGGAGUUUAUUCUCAUGAUCCUGCUGAAAAACAUCACUUCAUACUAGUCUGUAUUAAAGUUCUUGCUGCAGUAUGACAAGUAUUUUGAUGAGCACGGUCUAGAAUAGUGAUGCGUUCAGGAAACAUGGUGUUUUAGUAGGAGCUAAUAAUGACUUUUUUGUGUCCUGACUUGGUGUCCAGACAUUUUUUUUAUACUUCAAUGCUUUUUUGCUCUGAACAACAUUUUGAUGUGGCUGCAGUUUAGCUAGACUGCUGCAGUCUGAGAAAAUGGGCCUGCGCCAAGGUUGCAUACAUUCCUCCUAUAGGGAACUUUGUACAGGCCUCAUACACACUCAGAAUCUCCAUGUAACUACACAAAACCAGCCAUGUAGAGCUUUGCGUCUGAAUUGGGAAUGCAAUAAGGCCACUUUUACAUAUUUUUUGGGGUUUGUCAUUAAAUAAACCAGCCAUGAAUCAGUAUCAUAUAAGAAAGGAAGAAAGAAAUGUUUAGGCUUUGAUAUAUUUGAGGACAUUCAGAGCAAAGGGUUUAGAGGACAGGGGUCUGUGAGAAAAGUAGCAAAGUUAGCAGAGGAUAAAAGAUGAUGAGGUCAUUUGUUUGCUUUAGGUCAUUUUUUAUAAAGCAUCGGUCACAGGGUUCUCUAAACGGAGGCAUGCUCUGAUGUCCACACAUUCCAUCCUCAACUAUCAGAACAGAUGUGACAGAAACAGAGCUGACGGUCAAAGUUCUAGGCUCUGUGGAUACAGUUUUCUAUCAUAUUACAACUGCUAGUGAAUGACUUCAUUUGAGAAGUAAGUGCUCAAUGAUCAAAACGUGCUCUCAGUGACAGGUUCAGAGUGGUCUGGAUGAUGUUUUUUUUUUUUUGCAGGCAGGUUUUGGGGGCGGCACAGCUUCAGAAGCUGAGCUUCUGUAAGCAUGACCUGUGAGCCAGGAGACGCUCAGCUGCCACUGGAAGUCUUUUUUCAGGUCUCACAGUGCUGCCUCCCCCUCCUCUCAGAUUCAGUUGACCCUGAUAUAAGUUUGGAUGUUGUUAGCAACAUGCUAAAAAAAACAGGAGGGAAAAAAAGGGCUCAGUGUCCAGAGGAUUUUGUUUUUCUAUUAUUCUUCUUUCUCAUUAUCAUUUCACUACCACCCUGUAGGUAGGAGGCUCUCUUUCUGCUUCGGCACACACUCCCUACACACUGUAGGAAAAUCACUUAAUAAAAAAAUACUUUUUUAUAAUAGGUAACUAUAAGACCAUCAUUACGCUGUGCGUAACGAAUGUACAGAGAAAAAAAUCGUAGGUAUUUUUUGAGGAACAAUUAAUUUGUUAAUGAUAUGUAGCUAUUUAAUUGUUGGUUUUCCCUGUCCUUAUAUUGUAAUCAUUGCAUUUUUCUUUUUUGUGAAAAAAGUUGAUCUUUUUUGUUUAUAGAGUUUGUUGUGUUAGAGAAAAGGUUCAAGUGCAGGAACACAGUAAACGUAUGAAACCACAAUACGCCACCAGUGUGUCGGUGACAGUCGCUACUUCCAUUGAUGCCUGAUGUUCUGCAGUUAUCAGACCUGUGUUCAGAAGUUUCACUUGUGAGUAAAAGGUUGUUCUUUUGGGCGCCUCUUGAAAAAUGUGCAUGUUUUGCAUUGAUGAAACCGAAAAGUUUGCCACUAGCCCAGUGACUCAUGCCACCCUUUACCAAUCAUUUCUUUUAAUAAUUAAAAAUAAAUGAAAAUAAACACUGGUUCUGGGCUCGAUGGCAGGUAAAAUCCCCACUUCUGCAUGUAAGCAGUAAAAAUAGCGACAUUUAAAGGUCUGAUGAUGUUUGAGGUCAACAGAUGGGAACUAAUAAGUAAAAGCAUCAGAUAUAGGAAACAUUAGUCACUGUGGUUCAUGUGAACUGAAAUUAAAACACCAAAAUUAAACAGAUGAAAAUCUGUCAGCAUUUCCAUAAUCUGCUUUGUUGCCAGUCAGUGAGGCUGAGAUGAUCUGUUGAGAAAAUGAGCCUUGGGGUUGUCGCCCUUUUAUCUGAUAGCGACAUUCCCAUCUGCGGAGGCCAGCCACCAUCUGUAAUCAAGUGAACAUGAAUAAUGAGCAGAUAAAUCAAAAAGGAGUUGGUCCCUUCUGUGACUGUACCACAUUGUGCAGGUCCCUUUUGGAGUGGAAGUAGCAUGUACUUAGUGGUAGUAAUACUCUGAACUGUAAAACAAGACAAUUGUAUACAGACAAAUUUGUGGCUCUGCGUCUCCUACUAAAAAGGUUUUGGCAGGCCACCUUUUUUGUACGUAAAGUAGCCUUGAUGAACAAUAAAAUGCUUUUAAACUAC
Molecule: messenger RNA, 5640 nt
Organism: Notolabrus celidotus (New Zealand spotty)
Lineage: Eukaryota; Metazoa; Chordata; Actinopteri; Labriformes; Labridae
Gene: vgll4b
Product: vestigial-like family member 4b
Exons: 5
Coding region: 386-1354 (322 amino acids)
Biological process (GO): negative regulation of DNA-templated transcription
Molecular function (GO): transcription coactivator binding
Source: RefSeq, a predicted model, not a curated record